GGGAGGCCAGGCCCGAGAGGCAGCCCCGCGCUCCCCGCCCCUGGAGAAGGCGAGGCCCGGGGCCAACAGAUCCGCGGAGCAAGGCGCGCGGCGCUGAUCCUGGAGGGAGACGAUGUCUCGGCUCUCCCGCCGAGUGCGGCUGCUCCUUGGCAUGGUGCUGCUGACGGCGCUGCUGGCCGCCGGGCGCGGGCUCCCGCUGAGGAAGCCGCCGGGGCCCGGACCCCGGGCCAGCAGCCCCGCGAGGCUGGAGGAGGUCUCAGCCUUCCUAGAUCCCAGGCCUCUCAAGGAAGAGGAGGAGACCCCACUGCUCCCUCGAGGCCGCGUCCAGGCAAGGUCUCACCGACACAGGCACCAGACCCUCUCUGAGUCAGCCUCCCUAACCCCAGUCGAGGCCCCCCUUCCUGGGACCCUGGAGGACAUCCCCCUGCUGCUGGAGCUGCAGAAGCUGCCGGGAUUGGCCAACACAGACUUGAGUGCCCCAAACCCCAACAUCCAGGUGAGCAUUGAGGUGGUGGAGGACCCCCAUGCGGAGGUGGAGAUGGACCUGUUGGCAGAGCCCAGCAACCGCUGGCCGCAGGGUGCCCCCAGCGGGCUGCCUGCCAAGGAGCUCUUCUGGCCCCUCUUCUGGGGCUACCUGGAGGGCAAGGAGGGGGGGACUCGUCUUAAGAGCAGGACCCAAGAGGAAGAGGAAGAGGAGGAUUACCCUGCAGAGUACAGCGAGGGCGAGGAUGAGGACCAGGAGGACACCGGUGAGGAAGAUGAUGAUGAUGAUGACGAUGAGGAGGAGCUUGGGUUCAGUGGAGCCCCAAGGGACUGGACCUUUAAGAAGACAGACAGCUAUGACUAUGAGCCUCAAGAGGAGUGGAGCCCUUGGUCUCCCUGCAGUGGGAGCUGUGGCAGCGGCAGCCAGCGGAGAAAUCAGCCCUGUGGCUACUCCUGCACUGCCACCGAGUCCCGGGCUUGUGACCUGCCCCCCUGUCCUGGCACCAAGGACGAGGACACCUUAGGCUUCCCCAGUGAGGGGUGGCAGCCCCUGGUCCACAAUGUCACAGACGUGCUUAGCCCAGAUGUGGACAGCUGUGAGAAGUGGCUGAACUGCAAGAGUGACUUCCUAGCCAAGUACCUGAGCCAGGCGCUGCGGGACUUGCCCAGCUGCCCAUGUGCAUACCCGCUGGAGGCCGUGUACAGCGCUGUGAGCCUGCAGGAUGAGCACCAGGGCCGGAGCUUCCAGUGGAGGGAUGCCAGUGGGCCACGGGAGCGCCUGGACGUGUACCAGCCCAUGGCACGCUUCUGCCUGCGCUCCCUGCUGUCUGGGGAGAGCAGCACCCUGGCCGCCCAGCAUUGCUGCUACGACGAGGGCAGCCGGCUGCUGACCCGCGGCAAGGGCGCUGGCACACCUGACCUCAUCAGCACCGACUUCUCCCCUGAGCUGCACUUCAAGGUGGACACCCUGCCCUGGAUCCUGUGUAAGGGGGACUGGAGCCGCUACCAUGCUGUGCGGCCCCCCAACAAUGGCCGGGCCUGUGCCGACAACCCCCCUGAGGAGGAGUACCUGGCUCAGUUGCAGGAAGCCAAGGAGUACUAAUGAAGGUGCUGCUGGCCAAGGCUGCAGGGAGGCGGCCAGUGGUGGUUGCUGCUGGGCUGGAGAACUUUUUUGUAGCCUUCUCAUGCUGCCCCUGCCCAGACUGGGUGAGUGUAGGAG
Messenger RNA from Loxodonta africana (African savanna elephant), 1702 nucleotides. It is a transcript of the gene ISM2, whose product is annotated as isthmin 2. The record is from RefSeq and is a predicted model, not a curated record. Lineage: Eukaryota; Metazoa; Chordata; Mammalia; Proboscidea; Elephantidae. The transcript is spliced from 6 exons. The coding region runs from base 113 to 1585 and encodes 490 amino acids.